AUAGGAGAAAAGUUAAAAUAUACCGUUGAAAGCCGAAACAGAGGGAGAGAACGUAUAAAAUCAAGAAAGUGAAUAUUUGAUGAGAAUUAAAGAGUUUCGUUAAUUUUUUGGUGCUCGAAAGAUGAUAGCAUGGGUAAAGCAGCUGAACAAGGCAUUUGGGGCUUCAUUUUUAUGGCUUAUUUGCUUGAUUUACUUCACUCAGGGUUUUAGAUCCUUUGUAUGGACUGCAGUUUCCUAUCAGCUAAAAGACAAUCUUAAGCUGUCGCCAUCAGCCUCGCAAUUCGUGUCUUCAAUAGCAUUUUUCCCGUGGAGCAUAAAGCCAUUAUACGGAAUUGUGUCUGAUUGCAUCCCGAUAAAAGGAAGGAAAAGGAUACCAUACCUAGUUAUUGCAACUCUUCUCUCUCUAGUUCCCUGGCCUAUGCUUGGUAUAGAUUCCAACUUGAGGAGUUCCCAAUGGCAUCUCACAGUCCUCUUGACAGUUCAUAACCUGGGCUCUGCCAUGGCAGAUGUUGUGGUUGAUGCAAUGAUUGCUGAGGCAGUAAGAUCUGAGAGGGCAUCAUUUGCUGGAGAUCUGCAGUCCAUAACUUGGUUGUCAAUAGCUGUGGGUGGAAUUUGGGGCAGUUUGUUAGGAGGACAUGCAUUGACCAACUUACAAAUAGACAAGAUUUUCCUCCUUUUUUCUGUACUGCCAGCCAUACAGUUAUUAUCAUGUGGUUUGGUUGGGGAGAAUUCUGCAGACAGUAAAGUUUCUCAUGAGUCUGCCAAUUCAAGCAACUCCAAUCCAGGGAAUGGGAAUGGUAAUAUUUUGAACCAAGAUAAUAUCCCGCUGAAGAAGUCCAGUGCAAGUGCUACAAGAAGAAAGAGGAGCAAAAAGAAUAGCAACAAGAGGGCAAGUAUGAGAAUUAAAUCCCUGAUACCUGAGAAGGGCGGUUCCUUAAUCUCACAUUGGCUCCAGUCUCUGAGAACAGCUACUUACAGUUUGUUACGUGCUUUUAGGCAGCCAAUCAUUUUGAGACCAAUGGCUUGGUUUUUCCUAGCACAGAUUACUGUUCCAAACCUCUCAACAGUCAUGUUCUAUUACCGGACAGAGGUCUUGAACUUGGAUGCAUCCUUUUUGGGGACUGUACGUGUUGUUGGAUGGUUAGGCCUCAUGCUAGGAACCUUCACGUACAAUCGCUACUUAAAAACCAUGAAACUACGGAAGAUUCUCUUGUGGGCUCAUGUUGGGCUGUCAUUGUUGACCCUUCUAGAUGUAAUUUUAGUGUCUCGAUUGAAUCUUGCCUAUGGAGUUUCAGAUAAGAUCAUGGUUGUCUCAGGAUCUGCCCUUGCCGAUGCUGUUAAUCAAUUCAAGUUAAUGCCAUUCCUUAUAUUAUCUGGACAGUUAUGUCCACCAGGAAUUGAAGGAACACUAUUUGCCCUCUUUAUGUCAAUAAACAACUUAGGUUCCACACUGGGAUCUUUUGUGGGUGCAGGGUUGGCCUCAAUUUUGAACCUCUCCUCUGGAUCUUUUGACAACCUUGGUUUGGGCAUUGCUAUCCAAGUCCUGUGCACUUUCAUUCCAAUUGCUUUUCUAUUUUUGAUACCAAAAGAAGCCACAGGGAUAUCAGCAUAGGUAGGGAUGAUUCAUUUUCCCGGUACAAGAAGUUAUUCACUUGGUAACGGCAAAAUGAGCAGAAACAUUGCUACUGAAUUUAUUUUGUCACUGUCAAGUAGUAGCUGGGAUAUACGAAAUGCACCCUUGAGGAUCGAAAGAAAUGGGUGCCUUUGAUUUAUAGCUCUCAAAGUAACCUUCGGU
Messenger RNA from Populus euphratica (Euphrates poplar), 1795 nucleotides. RefSeq names its product Major facilitator superfamily protein. NCBI's taxonomy places the organism in Eukaryota, Viridiplantae, Streptophyta, Magnoliopsida, Malpighiales, Salicaceae. The coding region runs from base 122 to 1612 and encodes 496 amino acids. The record is from RefSeq and is a predicted model, not a curated record. The transcript is spliced from 7 exons. Gene Ontology annotation, cellular component: membrane.